Messenger RNA from Ictidomys tridecemlineatus (thirteen-lined ground squirrel), 1321 nucleotides. It is a transcript of the gene Arl2, whose product is annotated as ARF like GTPase 2. The record is from RefSeq and is a predicted model, not a curated record. Gene Ontology annotation, molecular function: GTPase activity; GTP binding. Lineage: Eukaryota; Metazoa; Chordata; Mammalia; Rodentia; Sciuridae.
ACUGUCACCGGCAAAUUCAGGAUGAGGUCGAGGCCCAAGGUGAGCAGGAACUGGGCAACCCACUACUUCCCGGAUGAGCUCGCCAUCAGCCUCCGGGUACUUGGUUCAGGACCUCUUCGCAAGUACUCCCCACCGUACCAAGAUACAACUCCAUAACUUCAGCCUCCCGUUCCCGGCCGAGUCCUGGGAUCUUGGGGAGAAAGGAAUGGGGGUUUUGCCUCGGUCCUCAAGAAUCAGUCUUCGGGAGGCCCAGGGUUAAUGCAGGGAGGCGCCUAGACGCCUGAGCGCCACUAGAGGGACCACGGACACAGCUCAGCCGGGCAACUUUACGGUCACGUGGUGGUGAGGGCGGGUCCAAACAAGGGGCCAGGCCAAUAGGCUGUGCUGUCGGUGGGUGUGAUGGCCAAUAGGAACAGGGAGCGGGGUCUCGGACUGUAAGAAACGACGACUGGGAGGGGGCUACGGGACCAUGGGGCUUCUGACCAUACUGAAGAAGAUGAAGCAGAAAGAGCGGGAGCUGCGACUGCUAAUGCUCGGCCUGGACAAUGCCGGCAAGACAACUAUCCUCAAGAAGUUCAACGGGGAAGAUGUGGACACCAUCUCCCCGACUCUGGGCUUCAACAUCAAGACACUGGAGCACCGGGGAUUCAAGCUGAACGUCUGGGAUGUCGGUGGCCAGAAGUCCCUGCGCUCCUACUGGCGCAACUACUUUGAGAGCACUGACGGCCUCAUCUGGGUGGUGGACAGCGCGGACCGCCAGCGCAUGCAGGACUGUCAGCGCGAGCUCCAGAGCCUGCUGGUGGAGGAGCGCCUGGCCGGGGCGACCCUUCUCAUCUUUGCCAACAAGCAGGACCUGCCUGGAGCGCUGUCCUCCAACGCCAUUCGCGAGGCCCUGGAGCUGGACUCCAUCCGCAGCCACCACUGGUCCAUCCAGGGCUGCAGCGCCGUCACCGGGGAGAACCUGCUGCCCGGCAUCGACUGGCUCCUGGACGACAUCUCCAGUCGCAUCUUCACAGCUGACUGAACCACCUGGAUGUCCCCACUCGCGGUCCAGGCCCCAGCCCCCCCAGCUGCCACCUUGCGGAGCGGAGUCAGCCCGCUGGACUAACACGCCUGCCCUCCCGGAACCUGCUGCUGCUACUGCCCGCUGCUGCUGUCCCACGGCAGGAGGCUGCACCCCUCCAGUCACCCUGGCUCCCGACCCAGCCCCCAGCGGCCACACCAAGGAGAGGGGCCUGGGCCGGAAGGGGCAGCCUCUGCUGCUCUGGAGGCCCUGGGCCUCAUCUUGGGCUCAGCUGUGAGAAUAAAGCACUCCCGUCCA